AUGCGUACUGACCUGUCACAUUCCACCGUGCUGUUCUUUGGUGUAGGUCCUAGGGAUGCAUCUCCUGAUGAAGGAGUAGUAGAAGAUCUGCCUUUAAUAGAUGAGAAAGCUGUGGAGCAGCUAACUGAAGGGUUGAUUUCUCAUUAUCUGCCUGAUCUUCAGCGAUCAAAAUCAGCACUACAGGAACUUACACAGAACCAAGUGGUAUUACUAGAAACGUUAGAACAAGAAAUUUCAAAAUUCAAAGAGUGUAACUCCAUUCUUGAUAUCAAUGCUUUGUUUUCAGAAGCUAAACACUAUCACAACAAGUUAGUGAAUAUUAGAAAUGAGAUGAUGAUGCUUCAUGAGAAGACAUCAAAAUUGAAAAAGAGAGCACUUAAGCUGCAACAGAAGAGGCAGAAGGAAGAACUGGAACGAGAACAGCAACGUGAGAAGGAGCUUGAAAGAGAGAAGCAGUUAACAGCCAAACCUGCUAGGAGGACGUGAAAGUAGAGCGUGCUACAACUUGUCCGAAUUAAUGCUUUCUGCAUUCUCUGGAAUUAAGGCAGACAUUGCUUAAACUGGGCUAUAACUGUUGCUAGCAACAGUCUGCUCUAUGGUAUUAUAAAUUCCAGAAUGCUAGUAGUUGGGUUGGUAACAUUCAGAUUUUUUUUGUUUUGGCCAUUCAAGUUGCCUUCUUUUGUAAUGCUGUCCUGUUUGAUACUGUUAUAAUGUAAGUUAAUUUUUCUUUUUUAAUAUACGCAUACAGGAGAACUUAGGCAUCAAAGUUUUAAAUACCUAUCCAUAUUUUUUUCCUCUGUUCUUCUGGUGUUUAGAAGUCUGAGAUAUGUUUGGUGACUGGCAUAUAUGUUUUUCAGACAAAAUGCAGGGUACUGGUUAAAGUUUAGUUCUGAUCACCGGACUUCAGUGGUCACCU
Molecule: messenger RNA, 916 nt
Organism: Apaloderma vittatum (bar-tailed trogon)
Lineage: Eukaryota; Metazoa; Chordata; Aves; Trogoniformes; Trogonidae
Gene: BLOC1S6
Product: biogenesis of lysosomal organelles complex-1, subunit 6, pallidin
Exons: 4
Coding region: 1-486 (161 amino acids)
Biological process (GO): intracellular transport
Cellular component (GO): BLOC-1 complex; transport vesicle; extrinsic component of membrane
Source: RefSeq, a predicted model, not a curated record